Molecule: messenger RNA, 2946 nt
Organism: Akanthomyces muscarius
Lineage: Eukaryota; Fungi; Ascomycota; Sordariomycetes; Hypocreales; Cordycipitaceae
Exons: 2
Coding region: 1-2946 (981 amino acids)
Biological process (GO): positive regulation of transcription by RNA polymerase II; SREBP signaling pathway
Molecular function (GO): protein dimerization activity
Source: RefSeq, a predicted model, not a curated record
AUGUCCACCGACGAAGAAGCCAGCCAACUGGCCCUUGACGACGGCUCUCUGUCCUUCAAUGACGCCUUCACCACUACUGGUGCCACACCCGACCAGUCCCUCAUCGCAAACGACAUCUCCAAGUCGCUCUUCGACCCCAAUAGCGUCUGGGACUUCCAGGGCACUUCCUCUUUGGAAUCCUACAACCUAACGACCCCCAGUGGCUCCGCAUCGCAGCCCGAGUUCAUGCCGCAGCCCUGGUCCUUCCAACCCUUUGUGAACCAACCCGAGACAUCAUCCGCCUCAUCACAGUCGGCCAUCUCGGCCGGCAUCAACCCCAUUAACCUCUUCUCCAACAGCUCGGAUCCCAACGGCUUUGCAACUGCUGCGCCCAGCGAGGACGGCCGCGCCUCCAACGCCAGCUCCCGCCGACCCGAUGCGCAGCCGCCUCGAUUUUCCACUUCGCUCGCCCCGGCCGUUGAAGAGAAGCUUCGUAACAUUGCGAUGCCUGGCGGCCUGCCCCGCCAUUCACUUCACAUGUCCAGCCCCGACUCGUCCAAGAGCGAGACUAAGGCGGGCAUCAUGUCUUCCCCCGAGGAUGGCACCGACGGCAGACACGAGUCGAGGAAGCGCAAGGUCACAUCGGAGCCCGAGGACGAUGACGAUGACGAUGAGGACAAGCCCGUCAAGAAGACGGCGCACAACAUGAUUGAGAAGCGCUACAGAACAAACAUCAACGAUAAGAUUGCUGCCCUGCGAGAUAGCGUUCCAAGUCUGCGCAUCAUGACCAAGAGCGCCCGGGGCGAAGAUACGACCCAGGACCGCGAAGAGCUGCAUGGCCUCACACCUGCACACAAACUAAACAAGGCUACAGUCUUGAGCAAAGCUACCGAAUACAUCCGUCAUCUUGAAAAGCGAAAUAACAGACUGCUGGAAGAAAACAACGCGAUGCAGGCUAGAAUAGCCGCAUUUGAGAAGCUCUUCAUGGCGGGUGCCAUGAACGGCUCCAUUAGCUCCCAUCAACCACCUCCAGCACAGAUGCAGUUCCCGCAGGAUGGCCAGCCGAGCUUCAUGCAGAGUCCCAUGCCGCAGCAAGAAAACGGCGAGGCGCCCGCUGGCAUGAUCCAGGUCCCCGACGACAUGAGGCGCAUCCUUGCCGCCCAGAUGGCUACCGGGCAACCUUACCCGGUGCCUCAGCAGCAGGCCUUCCAGGGCAACAACCCCGCCGUCGUCCGUCAACAGCAAAUUCAGCAGCAGCAGGUCCAGCAGCAGCAAGGUGCCUGGUCCAACGCCAGCCCCUACUUUGGAAAGCUCAUGGUUGGCUCGCUCGCCGGUCUCAUGGUCAUCGAAGCCUUCCGCGAAGACGAAGUCAGCAACGAAACCCCAGAGGGCCGCGGCCUGUACGCCCUUCCCGUGCAGCUGCUCCGCACUGCUGCCAAGGGCCUCGACUUUCACUACCACGGAUACCACAUUCACACCUCAAUCCAGUCUAUCCUCUUCCUCGGCGUCUUCCUAUGGAUCUUCGUGCCUUCGCUAUUCCAAUCGGCCGACGACAACCUCAAGAAGCAGGGCGGCGGCCAGCUGCGUGCGGCCCCGUCCAUGGCGGCCCCCAUCCACGUUCGACGACAGGCAUGGGCGACAGCCAUUCAGACAGUCUGGGUGCCGCGCCACAACUUCUUCCUCGAGGCUGCUGCGUUGCUGCUCAAGACGGUCAAGCUUAGCCUGCGCAACGCCAUCGGCUGGCACGGCUAUCAAAUGCUGACCGGCACAACCCAAGAGGAGGAAACUGCCCGCAUCAAGGCCUGGUCCAUCGCUCUCGACUCGCAGCUGGCAGGCGGCGAUGUGGAAGUCUGCACUCGUCGUCUUUUGCUGACAUUUCUGGCCUCGAACACACUUCCAGAUACGCCUAUCCGUCUCAUGCUCAAGGCUUUGCACAUUCGCGUGCUGCUGUGGAACCUUGGCCAGAUUCGGUUUUUACCUGCCAACAUGAUUGCUGCCAAGAUAGCCCGCUCCAGGUGGAACGAGGCCCGUCAGCUCAACCAACUCCUCAUCCAGCUUCGGAGCGACCCUACGAAACCGCAUGAAGAUGAACUUCCCGAACACAUCACAGCCCUGGUGGAGCGUGACUGCGACGAGGUCCUCACAGAUGCUGUUGUUCACCGAGCCGUCAAUCUCGCAUUUAACAAGGAUACCACCGAGGGCGUCGUGCCCAGUAUCGAUGGAAUGGAUUCCGUCGUUCACGACAUCUAUGUCGGCACGCCGCUGGAUGCAGCUGCCGCGUGGUGGUCUACCUGUCUCUUGCACGAUUUCCUUUCAGAAGCCCUCGACACAAAAGACAUCAACCGAGAGAACCUCGAUACCGCUUUCGAAGUCGCCCCUCCAGGUUCCAUCGCCAGGUUGCGUGCCUCGCUGGCGUGCGCCGCCCUCGUCGACGAGACUCGCGGAGCAAGCAUCGCGUCGUCGCUGAAGCUUCUAGGAUCCGAGCGCAUCGAAAGCCCCCUCCACGAGUCCAAGUUCAUCGUCGGCUCCAGCAUCCACGCAUCGAACCCAGACUUGCUGCUGACCCUCCGCUGCGCCGUGGCCAUUGGCCAGCUCGCGCGCGCCAAAGAUGCCGCCGUCUCGCCAUCCCAGAGCCUCCGCAUCAUUGAAGCCUCGCUGCGUCCGGAAAUUGCCUCGACCAUGACGCUACUCGGCUUCACGUCCGUCAUGACGCUGCUCGAGCGCGUCAUGGCCCAACGCAACGGUGACUCAGAGGCCAUCGACGCGUCCCUGGAGAAGCUCGCCGGCACGCUGCGCGUCUGGAUCGGCGGCCCGUGCGGCGCCAACUCAGGCAUCGACUCGAACAUUCGCGGCAAGGUCGUCGAGCGCUGCCUCACCAUCACCAAGAGCCUCGUGGGCAUGGACAUGGACACGGGCUACGGAACGCUCAGCGACAUGAGUGACGACGACGAUUCUGGCAGCAACUAA